AUGCAGCACUCCACCGUACUGCUCCUCUUCUUAUUCUGCCUCCUGUCGUCCCUGGGCCAGGUAUGCAGUGCCCAAAAUGGGGGUAUUGAGAUCACCCCCAUAUUCGAGGGCCCGGCAUGGGAUGCCGAUAAAGAGCACGUCGUGCGUCAAGCGCUUGCAGAUGCGGUACUCCUUGCCAAUGCGGCUUUUGACGACAGCGAUAAUCUCCUUUCGAAAACUGGCAGCAACAACAAAAUCAUAAACUUCAAGACUGAAGCCGCAAUCGAAUAUUGGGGUCCGCCCAGCAAGACCCUUGGACUUCGACAGCGUAUUUACGAUACCUUUUACCGCGCCACCCAAGCGGGAUGGGGUCGGGGCUGGGCCGACUGGUGGUACGAGCGCUACCUUGAAAUGCACCGUGAUGAAAAAGCGGUCCAAUGUAAGGGAGUUGAUACUGCAUACUGGUGGCCCCCGACACAGGGCGAUAGUAGCAGAAAAUACGACGCCAUCAUUUGGUGUGACACAUUCUUCACCGUCCUCGAUGAUCACACAACGGUAGAGAAGCGGAUACUGGCGGAUACGACUGGCAAGUUUGAGCUCAAUACAAGGAAUAUGCGAAGCACAGGCCGCGACACCACGCAAAUGAUCGGCGAUACCACGCCCAUCCCGUCGUAUAAGACCGGUCUUGCGAAGCUUCUAGCGGCGAGGGACGUCCAAAGCGCUGCACAAAACAACGAUAACUACGUUUAUUUCGCUGUCUCACGGUACAUGCAAAAGAAGUUUGGGGUAUACCCACCCUAUCCACGCAUGUGGAGUGUGAGUAGAACGAUAAAAGAGAAUUGGGCGGUUGAAGACAUGGAACCGGGAGCCCCUGGCCGCAUUUAUUUGGUGCUUGACUGGAAAGAAGAUUCUCAUUACGACCGCUUUAGCGAAAAGACAGUCUCGGAUGCGCCUUACAUGAUGUCGAUCUACCCAGAAUGGUACCCGCCCAUCAGCUGGCCGGUGGACGAAUCGGCAAUCCCGUCUGCACUGGCCUUCUCCCACCCCAAUAUAGACGACGUUGUAUGCCAGACGACCACCGAGUCCGCGCACUACAGCGAUUGUGUGUCCGCCUUUUCAACGCUAGAAGGUCUCGAUCGAAAUGCGGUGAAGGCCCAACACAAGAACAGCGGCGAUAGGUGGUGGGCGAGCGUGGCCUCGACAUGUGCGGUUCAAGUCCACUAUAAGGGCGACUGGUCGAAGUGUGAGGCUACGCUCUCGGAUAUCUGGGCCCACGCCAAAGAUGUUUUCGAGGGGUGCCGUGGCGCCGGAACGAUGGGUGGUUACGUUCCGUUUGGUGUGCCGAAUUGUCCUGCGACGAUCGAUAUCGUGUCUAGCAGUCAGUGGAGCAACCCAAAUCAGGUUUAG
Molecule: messenger RNA, 1386 nt
Organism: Alternaria arbusti
Lineage: Eukaryota; Fungi; Ascomycota; Dothideomycetes; Pleosporales; Pleosporaceae
Exons: 3
Coding region: 1-1386 (461 amino acids)
Source: RefSeq, a predicted model, not a curated record